AAGAGCACUACUGGAAAGCCCAACAACGUCUCGUCACUGUAUAACCCUCUCUAGACUUUCAGACCCGCUUCUUGGAGCUCAUCUCUCAAGCCUUUGAGAUAUGUCCCAACCUCACCAACAUUGUGUUUGCCCCGCCACAGCCACAGGAGCUGAUACUUCGCAACAAACUUGACAUCUUCCAGGAGAUCCAUCCGCAUGGGGGCUCCUGGGCCGGCAUCAGAUCACACGAUCCAUCUGGUUUCGGCAUGGUUGAACUCCUGGAAGUUGCGAGUCACCAGAAAGCCGGGUUGAAUUCCCUGAUGAUCAUCGAUUUGCCUUUUGGCUGCGAUGAUUACAACGAGACAGGAUACCUCGACUCUCUUGCACGCCUCAAGCAUAUUCGCAUCGGCUGGAACCGACUAGGUUCCAACCCAGGAACCAAAUUCGGUUUCGAUCUUGAGGACGCACUAAGCGAAGCGCACUCUCUGGAGACUUUCUGGAUAGGUUUUGCGCCUCUCGCUCGCACACAGGAGUAUGUGGGUAGCGAUAUGCUGGACGCUAUGGUCAUGAAAGGCCUGCGGGAUGUCAUGCUCAGCAACAUCUCUGUAUCUGAAGACUCAAUAGUUGCGUUUUUGGUGCGUCACGGCCAUUCUUUGCGACAUCUGUCUCUCGGCAUCACCAUCAGCGAUGGAAGCUGGGUCUCUGUCUUCAGACGUACCUCACUCCAGAUGAAGGUCCUCACGCAGAUACAGCUUGCUGGUAUGAUUGAGAAGAUUGAGGGAGUUCCCAUGACGUUCUCGCCUCGCUGGUGCUCAGAAGCCAUGGAUUGUAUGCUUCGCGGUACUGAACUAUCCGAGCCUGAGUGCUACACCCUGGAUAAGGGAUUCGAAGAAUACGAUCCCUUUGCAUAUGGAUGUGAAGGUCCUAGAAGAAGUGAUGGUCCCCCCGAGAACGGAUUGUGGGAGGAUUUCGACGGCAAUGUCAACUUCUGUUUCUGAAGCGUUCUAAUGUAGUAAUUGACUGUUACGGAAGCGAGGAGUUAUGCGGAAAGCUAUGGCAACAUGAGAACGGGUAGGGGCGCGGUAGAAACAUCGCGCAUGGCUGGAACUUAUGUCAUACAACUAGCUUCACACGGAUCGGGGAAUUGCUUCUUAGCUAGUAUCAAUGGCUCCGGGCAGCACAGAGGUUUCAGAUGAGUAGCUACAUGCGUAUCAACAUCAAUUCAAGAAGGGCUGAGACUAAACACGCGGUCCGGCGGCUCCUAUCUCCAAGAAUGGUCAGAUAUACCGACCCUGACUUGCAUCGAUACUGAUCCAAGACUUUUUGUAGCUAGUUCUCACGUAUCGUCUACUACGUCGGUGAGAAUAUGGUAAAGAGGACAAUUAGAGUCACACUUAG
This is a messenger RNA of Aureobasidium subglaciale EXF-2481, 1377 nucleotides long. RefSeq lists its product as uncharacterized. Lineage: Eukaryota; Fungi; Ascomycota; Dothideomycetes; Dothideales; Saccotheciaceae. The transcript has a single exon. The record is from RefSeq and is a predicted model, not a curated record. The coding region runs from base 246 to 977 and encodes 243 amino acids.